Messenger RNA from Wasmannia auropunctata (little fire ant), 3115 nucleotides. It is a transcript of the gene Sox15, whose product is annotated as putative transcription factor SOX-15. NCBI's taxonomy places the organism in Eukaryota, Metazoa, Arthropoda, Insecta, Hymenoptera, Formicidae. Gene Ontology annotation, molecular function: DNA-binding transcription factor activity, RNA polymerase II-specific; RNA polymerase II cis-regulatory region sequence-specific DNA binding. Bases 109 to 1854 code for a protein of 581 amino acids. The transcript has 6 exons. The record is from RefSeq and is a predicted model, not a curated record. Gene Ontology annotation, biological process: cell differentiation; anatomical structure morphogenesis; regulation of DNA-templated transcription.
AUGUUCACGCUCUUAACACACGUGUGUUAGCCGGGUAAAUAAAUGUCGGACGCGUUCACGAGGAUAUGUCUCACGGAAUGCGACGUUUCCUGAAACCAGAUACCGAGCAUGCUGACCGGCCCGGUGCAACAGCGGCUCGAGGACAUGCCCUGGCUGGCCUCCGGCCCGUCGCUGGAAUACCAGCCAGGCAUCUCACCGAUUCCCGCGGGAGUGAAGAUGUGCCAUCCCGGCGGCGGCGGCACCGCCCAGAGGAGUCUCAAGGAGCAACGGAUACGUCGCCCGAUGAACGCGUUCAUGGUCUGGGCAAAGGUCGAGCGCAAGAAAUUGGCCGAUGAGAAUCCCGAUCUCCACAAUGCCGAUCUCAGCAAGAUGCUCGGAAAGAAGUGGCGAGGACUGACGCCGCAAGACAGGAGGCCCUACGUCGAGGAGGCUGAGAGGCUUCGGGUCAUACACAUGCAGGAACAUCCGAAUUACAAGUACAGGCCACGACGUAGGAAGCACGCGAAACGGACACCCGGUGCACCGUCCUCGCCUCCCUCAGCGACCAACACCGCGGGCAACAGGUCCAACCCUGCCGGCCCGGCGAUUCAUCAUUCCAUGUCCAAGAUGGACAGUUACCAGGGCAUAUCUCAGAUCCCGUGGGGUGGCCAUUCCCCGAUCUCAUCCCUGUAUCAUCAACAGCAACAGCAGGGUAUCCAGGAGUACAAAUCGGAAAAUAAUUCGCUCUACGGCAGUCCUUACACGCCCAUCAUCCACACCCCGGACAUAUCCCCGGUGGCCUCUCCCGAGCCCGAUGGUGACGGCGGUCAUCUAUCGUCCGCUCAGAAUCCAGAUCCAGAACGAGAUCUGAUGGAGGGUACCUCGAAGCAACACGGAGACAUGUCUGAUCAGAAACGAUACACCUUUAUGAGUAGCGACAAUCAGCUACACACGGGUCACGCUAGUAACACUAGCAUAUCAUCGUGUCAGAAUUCCGGCGGUUACACGGAUACCUUAACGUAUAAAAAAUCCGUGGGCUAUUUGAACUUCGAGAGACAGUCCACGAGCAUAGCUGCGGUGGGUAUAGCGAACGGUAUGAUGGUGUCGUGCAAUAAACUACGCUCCGGUUUCGACAACGUCGGCUCCGUCACGGGCACGUUUUAUCCACCAGUCGCCUCGCCGCACGAUCAAUCGCUGCAGCAUUACAGCAGCACGCAGACGUCCAAGAGCACGACGAACUAUUCGAUGCAGUCUACCAUCGAGAGCAAUUACAAUCCGGUCCAAUGCACCGGUAAUCGACAGCAGCCCAUAGGGAUCCGCGGAACCGCCGAAAGUUGCACCGGCACAGUGACGCACCGAUACCAAAUGCCGCAUCAUCAGGAGUACCAGACGGACGCGUCCUCCGGCCAACAGCACGCGAUUCUCGGUCACAUCGAUCCCGGUAUGAGCGCCGAGGACGAUCAGCAGCAGACCCUCCAGCUGGAAAAAUAUUUCAAGUAUUCCCAUCCGACGAGCGUGGCGCACUCGAGCCUGUCCUCGCAGAGUAUGUUGGACAGCAACCACAACUACGCCAGUGAUCUGCGCUACUACGGGACACCGCCGCAGUCUCAGCUGGACAUGCCGAAUUCUCAGUGCAUCGUCGACGAUCAGGGCAACAAGGACGCUCGUUGUCCUAACGUCGCGAUCGGCCACACCAUGGAGCAGUAUCAUCCGGGACUGGAGGUGUCCAAGUAUACGGACCAUUCGGUGACGCAACAACAUCAACAGUCGCAGCCGCAGCAACAGCAGCAGCAGAGCAUGGAACAUGUGCCCAAAGCCGACGACGAUUUCAGUGUUAUACUUGCGGACGUGCGCAAGACUUGCUACAGUAGCUAGUGUUUCUCUCCUUCUAGUGCACAAAACGAUCCACACAUGUUUUCGGGUUGGAUUGAUAUGCGAAUUUCAGGGACUCUUCUUUCGCCUACGGUCGGGAUGAGCAGGACGCUUGUGCGCACAUUUUAGGCCAUCACGUGUGAUUGGUGCUACUCGAAAAACUAUAUCGAAACAUUUUUAUCUCGUGAUAAAAGGUACGUUCUUUUCAUUAACUUCGGAAACAAUAUUUUAGUUUAGAGUCUCUUCACACGUGGGCAGAGGAUAUUGUUUUGCAACUUUGUUCAAUUUCCAACACCACAAAAAUAUUUAAUUGCAGUUUUAUCUUUUGGAAACUGUCUAUGAGUAUCUCCUGUGUAUAAGCGAUCUCUUGCGGAUUUCAGUACAACUGAAAUUACAUUCAUGCGAGUCAGUGGCGUAUAAUUGUCGCCUGUCAGCAAGUUGCGGUAAGCAAAAUUGCGAUAAAAAAAAUGAUACGAAUAUAACAAUACGAUACAAACAAAUGAUAAACUGCCUGAUAUGAUCAAGAGUGUCGUCAUAUUUCGUUAUAAUGAACAUCGUUUUGUUGAAAUUUUUUUACAAGAUAUUAAACUUCCUGGAUCUCUAUCUUAUCUACAGACUUCUAUGAACACUUUAGAAACCUCAGAAAACGUAAUGAUAGGCGGCUGAUGGUGCACGGCUAGUGUAGCAUUAAAAUUGCAGAGAGAAUCGUAUACUCACAUAGAUUGUCACAUUAUUUUGUCACAUUAGUUUCAUUAUCAAAGAUAAUACAGUAGCAGAGAUAUAAUAGCGAUAGCUAGAUAUUAAAUUUAUGUUAUUAUAUUAGAAAACUUGUUACAUGUCAAGAAAUGUUUUGCAUCAGCAAGUCUUUUCGUCUUUACUCCGAGAUAGCAGCAUUUACUUUCGGUGCUACACCACUGUGAGCUUUAUCGUCCAAAAGCUUAUUUUUUUUAUCGUUUUAUAAACGAUGAUUUACACAGUGUAUGUUGUUUUGUUGUAAAUAAAUUUUUCUUUUCUUGUUCAUCAGGGUGGCAUUUCUAGUAGCUUGUGCGAAUUGCACAUUUCAAGUUUUAUAGAAAUGCAAAGUGGUGCAAAAUGUCUUUGAUGUGUAUAGAGAUGUGUAAAGAAUUCUGGGUAAAACUAAAUUAUUAUUACACUUAUUAUUUUGCUAUUAUCAUAUUACUUAUUAUUAACAUUAUUAUUAAUAUUAUUAUUAUUAUUAUUAUUAAUGUAUCGUACUUAAUAGAAUCAAUUAUGAACAAACAUU